AUGUCGUCCUCCGUCACGAGUAAUCAAGACCUCCCAGUUUCCCAAUAUAAUCUAAAUACUUACUGGGGACGGGUUCAACACUGUGCCGCAAUCUCAGACCCUAGAACUCUUUUUGUCAGCAAUGAUGAGUUAGAAAGCGCCAAGAAUCUGAUCGCGGCAUACAGGCAAGGCAGUAUAAGAGAUUUGGAUGAAAGGGUGUGGAAGGCUAAAAAGAUUGUUGACUCAACUUUGCACCCAGACACUGGGGCGCCAGUUUUUCUUCCUUUUCGAAUGUCGUGCUACGUGAUGUCAAAUCUAGUGGUAACGGCUGGAAUGCUAACACCAAACCUGAGCAGAAAGGGAAUUAUUUUCUGGCAGAUUGCUAACCAAUCUCUUAAUGUCGCCAUCAACCAUGCAAAUGCCAAUAAAUCCACACCAUUAUCAGUUAUCAAGACAACCCAAUCAUAUUUUCUCGCAGUUGGCGCAUCUUGCUCCGUAGCUCUAGGCCUAAAUGCCCUUGUCCCGCGCCUCAAAAGACUUAGCCCAUCUACAAGAACUGUCCUGACCAGACUAGCCCCAUUUGUUGCAGUUGCCAGUGCUGGCGCAUUAAACGUAUUUCUUAUGAGAAGUGAAGAGAUUAGAAAAGGAAUCGACGUUUAUCCAGUCCCUUCUAAAUCUGAAGAGGUAAGUGGUAAGUUAGACGGAAACCCUGGGUCACCUGUGGCGUCCCUCGGGAAAAGUAAGAAAGCGGGUAUAAUUGCCGUAUCGGAAACAGCGCUCAGCAGAGUGUUGAACAGUUCACCUAACAUGAUUAUCCCUCCCCUCAUCCUUUUGAGACUUCAAAAACACAAAUGGUUGAAGAAGAAUCCAAGGCUUGUACUCCCAAUUAACCUGGGCCUCGUUCUGGCGACUAGCAUCUUUGCGCUGCCUUUGGCCCUAGCCGCAUUCCCGCAAAUACAAACUGUAGACGCUUCAUUGUUGGAGAGUGAGUUUUGGAGGUCCGAUGAAGACUUCCAGAAAAUAAAAUUUAAUCGCGGAAUUUGA
Molecule: messenger RNA, 1023 nt
Organism: Blumeria graminis f. sp. triticale
Lineage: Eukaryota; Fungi; Ascomycota; Leotiomycetes; Helotiales; Erysiphaceae
Source: the annotation of a GenBank genome assembly